Hypomesus transpacificus is the source of this 2467-nucleotide messenger RNA. Its product is annotated as putative nuclease HARBI1. NCBI's taxonomy places the organism in Eukaryota, Metazoa, Chordata, Actinopteri, Osmeriformes, Osmeridae. The transcript has 3 exons. Bases 735 to 1775 code for a protein of 346 amino acids. The record is from RefSeq and is a predicted model, not a curated record.
CUCAUUUAUAAAGCUUGCGUACGCCCAGAAGAGGGCGCACGCCAAUUUCUAAGCAAAUAUUGGCAUUUAUAAAAACCAAACUUGACGGGAAGAGUGCGGUCCUCCACGCAAGCUCUGACCCAUGCGUACGCACAGAAAGUGGAGAAAGGAAAAACGGCGACGCCGUUGGCAGAAGAAUGAAACGCGGAAACAUUUUGAAACUGAGACCAAUGUGUAAAAUAAAUCAAAUUAUUGCCUCUGAUUAGGCCUAAUCAUAUUAAGAAUUCUCAAAAGCCAUUCUUACAAUUAAUACACAAACACCUGUUUCAUAGAUUCUCUAUGCAGUGCGGGGGGAAAAUAAAGAAAACUAGUAGUCUAUCAUAAAUUCAUAUAAAUAUAUAUUUGCAAAUAAAACCAUGUUCUGUAAUUAUUAAACAAAAUGUGCAUGUUAUGGAAUUUAUUUUCAUAAAUAAUAAGGCGAUAAGGACAAGUUUACACGGAUGCUUUUUCUCGAGGCUUCCGUCUGGCGAUAGGAGCACAUAGCGCUUAUCGUUUGUUUUAAAUGUCUGUUUUUUGUAGCCUAAAUCGUGUUCAAAUCAGGGAGUUGAAUUAUGAUUAUACAUGCUUGUUGUGCAACACCAUUUGUUGUUUCCAUAAUUUACGAAUUAGAUGAACUCCCACACCUGUAGCAUGUUAGGUUCAAUCAAAUGGAUGGGUAUAAAAAGGCAUGCCAGCACAAUGCGUAAUGACGCAAAAUGGCUGAAUUGGCUUUUUUUGAAGACGUUGCUCGACAGAGAAUAAGGAGGGAGAGAAUUUUUAGAGAGCACACAGACUUGCUGGCCAAUGGGGACGAGUGGCUGAUAAGCAGAUUCAGACUGCCGCGCGCUGUCCUGCUCGAGCUGUGCGCGGUGUUGGGCCCAGCUUUGGCGAGGAACACCCGGCGCAAUAACGCCGUGCCAGUCCCACUUCAAGUUCUGACCACACUGGGUUUUCUGGCAACCGGCACUUUUCAGAGGGAGUUGGCUGACAGGUCGGGGAUAUCUCAGCCAACCCUCAGCCGUGUUAUGCCAGACGUGUUAGGAGGAAUUGUAAGUUUGACACAUCUUUACAUCAAGUUUCCUUACACGGUGGCUGAACAGGCAAACAAAAAAGCGCAAUUUGCAGCAAUGUCCGGUUUCCCAAAUGUAAUCGGUGCCAUUGACUGCACUCAUGUUGCUAUAAGGGCGCCGAGUAUGAAUGAAAAUGCUUUCGUUAAUCGAAAGCAUUUUCAUUCAAUAAAUGUCCAAGUCAUUUGUGAUGCGGACAUGUUACUCGUAAAUGUUGUAGCUCGGUGGCCUGGGUCAACCCAUGACUCAUUCAUUCUGAGACAAAGCAGUGUUGGUCGGAGACUUGAGGCUGGGGCUGUGCGUGAUGGCUGGAUUCUGGGGGACAGUGGGUAUCCACUGAAGCAGUGGCUGCUCACGCCUUUCGCCAACCCCCAGAGCGCGGAGGAAAGGCAGUAUAACAUCAGCCAUACCCAGACACGGUCUGUGGUGGAGCGCACCAUAGGCCUGUUUAAAGGCAGAUGGCGGUGCCUAGACCGCACUGGAGGGAUGCUUUUAUAUAGACCGGAGAAGGUGUGCCAGAUGAUACGUGCAUGUGCUGUGCUACAUAAUAUGGCACAACUGCAAAAUGUGCCUCUACCCCCUGGAGCGGAAGCUGCAUGUGUUCGACCCGACCCCGACCCCCAGCCCCAGGCAUUUCAGCCAAACGGUGCGGCUGUGCGCCAGCGUUUGGCUGUGAUGCGGCGGUUGUGAAAACACCAAACAAGUUUCCCUCUGCAUGGCAAGGACUGCGUCGGUGAGGACACGCCCGCUGCUGGAUGGAGAUGGAGACGGAGACGGAGACGGAGAGGCACGUGGAGGUUCAGCUGCACCACCCUCUCCACUGGAACAUGCAGCAACUAAAAAAAAAAGGGAUUUGUGUAAAUAAAGUGUUUUGUACAUACACGAGUGACUUGAAUGCAUUUAUUUUACUCAUUCCAUAAAAGCAAUUGCAAAUAAGCCUACAUACCCAUUUCAUCUGCUGGCACGUCGGUGUCCCCCUCCGCCUCUGUCACCACUCCACUCAAGAGGGACUCGCCGAUGAUGCCUGCCAGCCUCUCAUCAAGAGGGGUCAGUUCCGGCGUCCCCUUUCCCCCGCCCGUGGCAGACACGCUCUGGCGAUGGUGCGCCAGGCGCUUUUUGGCCUCGACUUUAAUGUCUGACCAUUUUUUUUUCAGUUCGGCCACAGUCCGAUCUUCUGAUGCAGUGGCAUUCACUGCCUCAGCAAGAGUUUGCCACUCCAAAGUUUUUUUGGCAUUAGUGACUCCCAUACUGUGCCCUCCAAACAAAAUCUUUUUUCUUUUCUCCACCUCCCCAACCAAAACUUCGAUCUCGCAGUCUAAGAAAUUUCUUUUUUUUGUUUUUUUUCCUGCGCUUGCCAUGUUUCUUUCUCUGCUGGCCCAGAA